UAAUACGUUGGAGUUAUGUACUACAUUGAUCACUUAUGUGUACAUGGUCUCAGGUUAGAGCUCCUUUUGGUGCUUUGAAAGGGGCAUAUAUGUUGGAUUUUUGGUGGUAUAUUUGCAGUUUGUUGUUUGGAGAUUACAAUUGCAAGAAACUUGAAUGGAUCCAAGACCAUCUUUUGUGUGCAUAUUCAUGGAGGAUAUCCUUGCUCUAAUGGCUUCAUAAAGAAAUCGAACCAUACAGCCCCUUAAAAGAGAGCAAUAGCGAGAGAGGUGGAGAUGCAAACCCCAGUGUCUUGUAAAAACAAAGAAGCAAACCAACAACAAAAGCCUCUGAGUUCUCCAUCCCCAUCUCCAUCACCACUGCGUCAAUGGAGGCCAGCAGCCCAGAAGAACCUGAGGAACCAAUGGUCCAAGCUCUCCUCUUCAAACAACAGCUGGUUUUCCGCCGCCUCCCAAGCCCGUUCUCACGCCACCUCUCUCGUCAAUGUCUACCUCUCUCAAAGAUACUUGCGUGAUAUGGAUUUGGGUGCUUUGAUGGACAUGCCAAGUAUUCGACAGCAUACCGAAGAGAAACUUGCAAAGAGGCAGGUGAUUUACCACAGCAAGCUUUUAUCAUCUUACAGGGACAUGGCAUCUUCUGUUGCUCACAUGGUCCAAUCAUCUAGCUCGUUGCGGUGUUUUUUUAAAGCUUCUAGUGUCAGUUCCUUUGUACAAUUUUGUAAUCAUCCAGAGGAUGCUAGUGAUCCUGGCGAUGGUGGAGGGGUUCCUGUAUUUUCAUUCCUCUCAAUCUCAAAUUUUGAGAAUCUGGCACAAGAGCUCAUUGAGAUGUUUCUGUUAGAGCUGAACUUGAAGCGGUUACUUGUUGUUGAGCUACUUAGUUCUAUCUAUAAAGAAGGCGAUGAAGGAGCUAAUCUAUUGGGUUGGUGUUACGAGCUUUAUCCUGGUGAAUUUGAUGAUUUGAGAAUGAUCAAUAUGUUUAGCAGCGAAAAUAAUGAGCCACUACCUCCACGAAUAAAGGACUGGCAAUCAGGUGACCCUUCAACUCACCAAUCUAAAUGUCCUCGGAAUCAUGAUGUUUUGCAGGUGUACUUGACCGCAUGGCUUGCUGAUGUGAAUAUUGACAUGAACAGGAUGCGUGAAAUAUUUUCUAUUGUUGAGGACGAAAUACAAGUCAAACUUUCAUAAAGGCCGUAUGCGAUUUACCUAAGAGGUAAUAGUUAAAACAUGACUGUUGAUGUGGAUGUCUAUUUGUGUGGCUAUUGGUUGCAAGAACCUUCACAUCUGCAUAUGAAGUCAGUAACGUGAUAUAUGGCAAAGAUCUCGCGCCACAAGUGAAACUGGGUUAUUGCACAUCAAUAUGUUUUCUGGUCAUCUUCUUCUCCCAAUUAGCAAUUUCAGAAAUUCGGCAAGAAUAAAAAGGAAAAGGAAAACUGAGAUUGUUUAUCUGUUCUCUGAGGUGCUUUCUUCGUGGAGUAGAAUGUGUCAGUAGCUAGGUCAUGGCCAUGGCUAAGGCAGAUGGCUCGAGAUGGUGCAUGGCCAUUGGGAUGACAGAAGACGAAGAUGUGGUUGGCUGAAGUUCUCGCCAUUUUCCCAUGAGCUUCUUGUGUUUGUUCAGCCGUUCUUUCUUGACUUUGUGCAACUAUUGUUGUAUUUGUCUUAAACCUUUCCUGGUCUCUCGCGAAUUAUUCAGGUAAAACAUGGAAAUUGGUUACGAAAUUGUGGAUGGUGAUGUUUACUUACAGAUGUAUUACCGAGAGGCUCUCGCUGCAGAUCUUUGUCGUCGCUGGGGCUUUUUUGUUUUCUCCUUGCGCUGAGAUUGAACUUCUCUCUUCGGAGCCUUUGAACUUAACAUUAGGACUUUCCUCUUCCGAGCCUUUGAGCUUAACAUUUGAUGACGGAUGAGAUUGCACGUUUCUCAGUGUGUGUUGACUCCGGAGGUUGUGUUUUCCCAUGCAAUUCAAUUAUUUGUACCAACUUCUUCUGAA
Messenger RNA from Asparagus officinalis (garden asparagus), 1982 nucleotides. RefSeq lists its product as uncharacterized. Lineage: Eukaryota; Viridiplantae; Streptophyta; Magnoliopsida; Asparagales; Asparagaceae. The transcript is spliced from 10 exons. The record is from RefSeq and is a predicted model, not a curated record. The coding region runs from base 274 to 1182 and encodes 302 amino acids.